CGUCAAAAUCCAACCUUUUUGAUCGAAUUCAUCUUCAAUUGAUGCCGAUCGACGGCGUGUGAUAUCAUCUGUGCUCGAAUUCGAUCGUGGAAAACCCUAGUUUUUGUGCUUUGUUAAGUAGCGCGAUCGCGAUGCGAUGAUUGGAUUAACUUUCGAUUUAGGAUUUAGGAUGUGAGAUGGCAAAAGGAAAAAAAAUUUCACACAGGCACAAUGUUGGGGGAGGAGGCCAUGGAGAAUUCAGUGGAGGAAUGUGAGUUGCCGACCGAAGAGUGUCAGUGGAGGCAGGAGUUGGAGCACCACCAAUCCCAAGUCGAUGCAUUACACGAUAAAUUUAUGGAGGUUGAGGGUAACAUUAAAUGUUCUGAGGAGGAAGCAGAGAAGGAACUAGAACAUCUUUGGCAUAGAGUCAAAGCCAUUGCGACCCUGCUUACAUAUCUGAAAUCAAAGGCGAAAAUAAUGGCGGUUCCCCAUUUAGCCCAUACUUCAUGUGGGAUUAAACAUCAACAGGGAAUAGGGUUUGUCGACAAAAAUGGCAUUCCAUUAUCCGAUUGGUCUAAGGAUGUUGAUCUCUCUCAGUUUGAAAGUUCAGAUGAUAGUUUAGAUGGCAUAUUGAAAUCAGUUCAUCUUGUGACAGAUGUAAUGGAAAGCCUUGUCAAAAGGGUGAUAAUGGCGGAGACUGAGGCUGCUAGUGAGAAAGAAAAAGUAAAGGAAGGGGUGGAAGAGAUUAGAAGAAAAUCGUUACAGAUUGACACAAUGUCAGCGAGAGUUGAAGAGAUGGAAAAUUUCGCACAGGGAACAAACAGUAUUUUGAAUGAGAUGAAGCAGAAGGUUGAAGAUAUGGUGCAGGAAACAUCUCGACAGAGGCAGCGAGCUGCAGAGAAUGAGCAAGAGCUCCGUCGUGUGAAGCAGGAUUUUGAGUCACUUAGAUCCUAUGUUUCUGGUCUUAUAAGUGUCAGAGAAACUCUUCUCUCAUCAGAAAAGCAAAUUCAAACAAUAGAGAAGCUCUUUGACAGGCUGAUUGCUAAAACUACUCAUUUGGAGAACGAGAAGGAGCAGAAAGAAGCGGAGGUUCAGAAGCUCAUGGAGGAGAAUGUGCGGCUACGAGCCCAGCUGGACAAGAAGGAGGCGCAAUUACUUGCCAUGAGCGAGCAGUGCAAGUUCAUGGCUUUGAACAAUUCCAACCGUUAGUGUCUGGGAAGCCAGCGUCGCUCGAGGUUCCUCCGAUUAUCUUUCCACGGACCUGUUUGGCACCCGAGAUUGAAUUGAAUAGAAUAAGACAAGAGAGUGAUAUUGGAAGAGAAGGGUUUCACAUCGGGGUUGCGAGUGAUUGGGAUUAUCAAAUUCACCGCUGCCUGUGAGGGUGCCAUUGAAUGGGAUUGGAUUCAAAAAACUUUCAUUAUAUCCGACUGGAUCCACCUCCUACGCGUCAUGACUCCGACGCCUCCGAGUCGUUUAAACUCUUCCUCUCUUCAAACAUUGCUCUUUCAUAUUAUUCUAUCUAAAUCCAAUCUCGAGCAACUGAUAGGCUCUAUGGAUAUCAUUUCCCAUGCAAACUUUUAUUCCUUAUCAUAUCUCCCAGUUUACGUCAGUUGUGUGUUGCGCAAUUGUGUGUUGACUUGCAUUUACAGCACAAUCUAACAAUGAUUUAUUUACCUGUAAGUAAUCGUUUUAUGAAUCUCUUUCUGUUUUC
This is a messenger RNA of Ananas comosus (pineapple), 1690 nucleotides long. RefSeq lists its product as uncharacterized. The record is from RefSeq and is a predicted model, not a curated record. Lineage: Eukaryota; Viridiplantae; Streptophyta; Magnoliopsida; Poales; Bromeliaceae. Gene Ontology annotation, biological process: negative gravitropism; response to red or far red light. Bases 211 to 1188 code for a protein of 325 amino acids. The transcript is spliced from 3 exons.